UGGGAGAUAGAGCGUAGAGCGGGGUCGUGGCGGCGGCGGUGAGAAGAGGGAGGAGGAGGAGGGGGUGUCAUGGCGGGGCAGCAGUUCCAGUACGAUGACAGCGGGAACACCUUCUUCUAUUUCCUCACCUCCUUCGUGGGGCUUAUUGUGAUUCCGGCCACAUACUACCUCUGGCCCCGAGACCAGAAUGCCGAGCAAAUUCGAUUAAAGAAUAUCAGAAAAGUGUAUGGAAGAUGUAUGUGGUAUCGCUUACGGUUAUUAAAACCUCAGCCAAAUAUUAUUCCUACAGUGAAGAAAAUAGUUCUGCUUGCAGGAUGGGCAUUGCUUUUAUUCCUUACAUACAAAGUUUCCAAAACAGACCGAGAAUAUCAAGAAUACAAUCCUUAUGAAGUAUUAAAUUUGGAUCCCGGGGCAACAGUAGCAGAAAUUAAGAAACAGUAUCGUUUGUUGUCACUUAAAUAUCAUCCAGAUAAAGGAGGCGAUGAAGUCAUGUUCAUGAGGAUAGCAAAAGCUUAUGCAGCUUUAACUGAUGAAGAGUCUCGAAAAAAUUGGGAAGAAUUUGGAAAUCCAGAUGGGCCUCAAGCCACAAGCUUUGGAAUUGCCUUGCCAGCUUGGAUUGUUGACCAGAAAAAUUCAAUUUUGGUAUUACUUGUUUAUGGGUUGGCAUUUAUGGUUAUCCUUCCAGUUGUUGUGGGCUCUUGGUGGUAUCGCUCAAUACGUUAUAGUGGAGAUCAGAUUCUAAUACGCACAACGCAGAUUUAUACGUACUUUGUUUAUAAAACCCGGAAUAUGGAUAUGAAACGUCUUCUCAUGGUUUUGGCUGGAGCCUCUGAAUUUGAUCCUCAGUAUAAUAAAGAUGCCACAAGCAGACCGACGGACAAUAUUCUAAUACCACAGCUAAUCAGAGAAAUUGGCAGCAUUAAUUUAAAGAAGAAUGAGCCUCCACUUACCUGCCCAUACAGCUUGAAGGCCAGAGUUCUUUUACUGUCUCAUCUUGCUAGAAUGAAAAUUCCUGAGACACUUGAAGAAGAUCAGCAAUUUAUGCUUAAAAAGUGCCCUGCCCUACUUCAAGAAAUGGUGAAUGUAAUCUGCCAACUAAUAAUAAUGGCUCGGAGCCGUGAAGAAAGGGAGUUUCGUGCUCCAACUUUGACAUCGCUAGAAAACUGCAUGAAGCUUUCUCAGAUGGCCGUUCAAGGCCUUCAGCAGUUUAAGUCUCCCCUUCUGCAGCUCCCUCACAUUGAAGAGGACAAUCUUAGGCGGGUUUCUAAUCAUAAAAAGUACAAAAUUAAAACUAUCCAGGAUUUGGUGAGUUUAAAAGAAUCAGAUCGUCACAAUCUGCUGCACUUCCUUGAAGAUGAAAAAUAUGAAGAGGUUAUGGCUGUACUUGGGAGUUUCCCAUAUGUGACUAUGGACAUAAAAUCACAGGUAUUGGAUGAUGAAGAUAGCAACAAUAUCACAGUAGGAUCCCUAGUUACAGUGUUGGUUAAAUUGACAAGGCAAACAAUGGCAGAAGUAUUUGAAAAGGAGCAGUCCAUCUGUGCAGCAGAGGAACAGCCAGCAGAAGAAGGGGGUGAUGCUAACAAGAACAGGGCAAAAGGAGGAUGGCAACAGAAGAGUAAAGGACCGAAGAAAGCUGCUAAAUCAAAAAAAAAGAAGCCUUUAAAAAAAAAACCUACACCUGUGCCAUUACCACAGUCAAAGCAACAGAAACAAAAGCAGGCAAAUGGAGUCGUUGGAAGUGAAGCUGUAGUAAAGGAAGAUGAAGAAGAAGUAUCCGACAAAGGCAGUGAUUCUGAAGAAGAAGAAACCAAUAGAGAUUCCCAAAGUGAAAAAGAUGAUGGUAGUGACAGAGACUCUGAUAGAGAGCAAGAUGAAAAGCAAAACAAAGAUGAUGAAGCAGAAUGGCAAGAAUUACAACAGAGUAUUCAGCGAAAGGAGAGAGCUCUGCUGGAAACCAAAUCAAAGAUAACGCAUCCUGUUUAUAGUCUUUACUUUCCUGAGGAAAAACAAGAAUGGUGGUGGCUUUAUAUCGCAGACAGGAAGGAACAGACAUUGAUAUCUAUGCCAUAUCAUGUGUGUACACUAAAAGAUACUGAAGAGGUAGAAUUGAAGUUCCCUGCACCAGGCAAGCCUGGAAAUUACCAGUAUACAGUGUUUCUGAGAUCAGACUCCUAUAUGGGUUUGGAUCAGAUUAAGCCAUUGAAGUUGGAAGUUCAUGAGGCCAAGCCUGUGCCAGAGAAUCAUCCACAGUGGGAUACAGCAAUAGAGGGGGAUGAAGACCAGGAGGACAGCGAGGGCUUCGAAGAUAGCUUUGAGGAAGAAGAAGAGGAAGAGGAAGAUGAUGACUAAGCAGUACUAUGAAUGGACCACAAUAUUUGCAAAUUUUUGCUGUUUUGGAAGUGUGUAAUAAACCAGAAGCAGUGCAGAACUGAUGUUGAGGAAGGUAUUAGUUUCUUUCCUAGAAAUUAGAAAUGGAUGCAUAAUAUAACUAGGCAGUGGCGGUGCCUUGGUACAACCUGAAAAAUGCUUAAGGCUUGUUAAAGCCUUUCAAGUAUGGGAUGGUGCAUUUAUUUCUUCUGCAAACGAUAAUAAAUCCUUUGUUAUAACUGUCCAGAAGUGUGGGCUAUGUAUCAUCUGAUCAAUUUAUGGUCCCAGUAAAAGUAAAGGUACAUGAAAAACAACUUACAAAGAAGCAACUUUUCUUCAUUCAGCUUUAGUUUUGGCAAACAGUAAGGUAUGAUAAAACACCACAAAUUGUGUUUUAAGUAACAUCUGCUCAAGUUUUCAACCUCUUGAUAAACUCUAUUAUUCAUUUAUUGACAUUUUGUGGUGAUAUAAGAAUAUUUAUAACAGCUCCAUCCAUGGCUUUAAACCUUUUAUUUUUACCUGCCUUGGUCAUAAGUUGGCAUUCUCUCACAUUCCACAUAAUAUAGAGGGCUACAUUUUGGUAUUUUCCUUUUCUUAAUUGGCCAGAGUUAUCACACAGGUUAUAAAAAUGGCUUUUUAAUGGUUUAAAACAUUUUUAAUCCUCUAUUUUAGCAGACCAGUGCAAGGUUUUAUUCUUUUGAUAGGCUGUUGGUCUAAAAGUGAUCGUGGGACCAUAUGUUCUCUGAUGUUGGUGACUUAUGUUAUUAAACCUUUUUAAAAAGAUUCACUAUAAAAGCUGAAAUACAUUCUUAGCUUUUAAUCUACUUGACUCUAUCAGAAGCCUUUUAAGGGAAAUGAAACAAAACAUGCAAAGGAGGUGUUUUUUGUAUUCAUUUUGGACUCCUGUCAAUAAAAUAGAAGUUUGAUUCAUUUUA
This is a messenger RNA of Loxodonta africana (African savanna elephant), 3302 nucleotides long. It is a transcript of the gene SEC63, whose product is annotated as SEC63 homolog, protein translocation regulator. Lineage: Eukaryota; Metazoa; Chordata; Mammalia; Proboscidea; Elephantidae. Gene Ontology annotation, molecular function: RNA binding; transmembrane protein transporter activity. Gene Ontology annotation, cellular component: Sec62/Sec63 complex. The transcript is spliced from 21 exons. Gene Ontology annotation, biological process: post-translational protein targeting to endoplasmic reticulum membrane; SRP-dependent cotranslational protein targeting to membrane. The record is from RefSeq and is a predicted model, not a curated record. The coding region runs from base 70 to 2349 and encodes 759 amino acids.